UUAUGCUGAGCACCAAAGUGAACCCAAUAUCAUUGUAACUAAUUAAAGUUAUCUUGGCAGACUACCCGUGCGUACGUAAACUUAUCAUUCACCCCGUCCCUAUUUCUCUUGAAGAGAAAGAGAAAGACUGUUGCUGAGAAAGACUGCUGAGAGACUGAGAGACUGAGAGACUGAGAGAUUGAGAGAUUGAGAGAUUAACUGAGAGAUUGAGAUUGCUGAGCUGAGAGACCUGAGAGACUGCUGAGACUGCUGAGAAACCUGAGAGACCAAGAGAUUGCUGAAAGAGACCUGAAAGAGACUGCUGAGAAACUGAGAGACUGAAAGCUGCUGCUGAGAGACUGAGACUGAGACUGAGUGGGAGAGGUUAUCUUCUUAUUUUUUAUUAUUAUUUAUUUUUUAUUUUUUGUUUUGUUUUUAUUUUUUCUGUUGGCCUAUUCAAAAGAAUAGUAGCCCCAAUUUACUUUAUCUUUUGGCCUACUCCAAAGAGUAGAAGCUAUACAAUUGAACAAUUAGACCAAAGCUUCAUUGAUGGUAACUGACCAAAGGUUCGAGAGAGAACAGAGUACAAGGACAUAAUAUUUGACGCACUCAAACUCAACCAAAAUGCCUUGCUGCUGUCAUUGCAAUCGAACCGGUAAAUGCAGGAACUGCCAAUGCGCCAAACUGGAAAGAUCGUGUACCAAUUGUCUCCCCCUUCGUCUGGGAAAGUGCGAAAAUUCUGACCCACCCGACCCACCAGACCAUGAAAAUCCACCUCCUCAACCACCUUCCCCCAACGGCUCCAGAAUCGAGGAUAGUGAAGAUGAUUCCCAAGAUGACUCAAGUAACCUGCCAAGCAACUCUCUCCCAUUCGAGCCUACCACACUCCCCAACUACGACCCAAUGGCUGAACCACAGUUCAUCUGGGGGGAGAUUGACCCUGAGUCCUUCACCCAGCAACUAAACAAGACUUACUCAGAAGUGGUACACUGGAAGAGAAACAUAUUCUCUGUUCCAUCGGGAAAGGCCGGCAAAAGCUUUGUAAGCGAACUAUCUCGCCUUUUCAGAAGCUAUACAGAGGGCUCAGCACUGGAAUCAGUCGCCCUAAAAGCAGUUACCACGAUGAGCAUCCUGCUCUUACAGAAACCAAGUCGCUCCUCCAAAUCCCGUGAUCACACUACCUGCCUAGAGAGACGCCUAAAAACAUGGAAGGCAGGGGACUUCGACAACCUCCUGCUAGAAGGCAGGACCAUUCAGCAGCGGUUAGGAUCAAGGAAGAGACCCCAAGAAGAACCAGACCAGCUCGCUCGUGCUUUUUCAAACUUAAUGUUGAAAGGGAACACAAAGGCGGCCCUGAGACUCAUCUCUGAAGGAAGUAGAGGGGGUGUUCUGCACUUGAGCGAUACCGCUCUCUCGCACGGUGACGAGUCACAAUCCGUCCUGGACAUUCUGAAAUCUAAACACCCCUCAGGCCAACCAGUGGACCCAACCACCCUCGUGGAUAAGGUGAAAGAUCCACCAGCCAUCCACCCUAUUAUUUUUGACAGCAUCGAUGGGAAGACCAUACGCUCAGCAGCCCUACGCACUAAAGGAGCAGCCGGGCCUUCAGGGAUUGACGCACAUGGAUGGAGGAGGAUAUGUACCUCCUUUAAGUCUGCCUCCGAUGAUAUUUGCCAUUCAUUAGCCCUUCUAACCAGAAAGAUCUGCACGACCUUCGUCGACCCUGAAGGACUCAGUCCACUCUUGGCCUGUCGUUUAAUAGCUCUCAACAAGAACCCAGGUGUGCGACCUAUCGGAAUUUGCGAGACAGUUCGCAGAAUCGUUGCCAAGGCCGUACUCACAGUCACAAGUGAUGAUAUCCAAGACGCUGCUGGCUCUACCCAACUUUGUGCAGGCCAAACGGCUGGUACUGAGGCUGCAGUCCAUGCUAUGAACCUCGCAUUUAAUUCUAAAGAAGAAAACGCGGUACUUUUGGUCGAUGCUAGCAAUGCAUUCAACUCUCUAAACCGCCAGACGGCACUUAGAAAUGUUAGGGUCCUCUGUCCAUCCAUUUCAACCAUUCUCAUUAGUACUUACCGCCAGGAUACGGAACUGUUUGUCGAUGGAUCCACUCUGUUAUCCCAGGAAGGCACCACCCAGGGUGACCCAUUGGCAAUGCCCAUGUACGCCAUCGCCCUGAAACCCCUAAUGGACAGAGUUAACCAGUCCGUAGAAGUCACCCAGGCAUGGUACGCUGAUGACGCUGCUGCCACUAGUGACAUCCCUGCUCUUCACAGAUGGUGGGAGGAGCUGACCAAUAUUGGCCCUGCCUAUGGAUACAUGGUCAACGCCUCUAAAACUCAUCUGAUAGUAAAAGCCAGCCAACUCUCAGAAGCCCAAACAACUUUCGAAGACACACAGAUCAACAUCACCACAAUUGGGAAAUCACACUUAGGAUCCCCUCUUGGAAGCCAGGAAUUCACAGAGUCAUUCGUCAGAGAUAAAGUGCAGACCUGGUCAGAGGAACUGAAAAAAUUGUCGAUCAUUGCGAACACCCACCCUCAAGCCGCUUAUGCCGCUUUCACCCACGGCAUUGUAGGUAAAUGGACAUACCUAGCGAGAACCACCCCAAACAUUGGCCCACUGUUACAACCACUGGAAGACAUCAUAAGGACAAAAUUACUCCCAGCCCUGUGUGGAAGAGCAGCCCCCAAUGACACAGAAAGGGACCUGCUGGAACUUCCAGCUAGGCUAGGUGGAAUAGGGGUCAUCAACCCAACAACUCUGUCAGACUCGGCCUACUCUGCCUCCAAACAAAUCCCUGCGCCCCUCUACAACCUCAUACUAAACGGAAGCCUGGACUAUACACACGAGGCUUUCACAGAGCAGUUUACAGCAAAGUUAGAGGUCAAAAAAAGAAAAAGGGAGCUAAACGUCACUUCUGCAGACCAGCUCAAGUCAAACCUACCACCUAACCUCCAACGAGCUAUGAUCUUAUCCCAGGAAAAGGGAGCCUCAAACUGGUUAACAGUACUACCUGUGGAAGAAUUUGGCCUAGCACUGCACAAAGGUGCCUUCAGAGACGCACUAGCACUCAGAUAUGGGUGGCAACCCAAUGGCACCCCAAUCACAUGCGCUUGUGGCACCAACUUCUCAGUGGAACACGCGUUAUCAUGUGCCAAAGGUGGCUAUCCCUCCAUAAGGCAUAACGAGAUCAAAGACUUCACGGCCAACCUCAUGUCAGAAGUUUGCCACAAUGUCGCCAUAGAACCACAUCUACAACCCAUCACCGGCGAAAUUCUGUCAGGUGCAUCUGCCAACACACAAGAUGGUGCCAGAUUAGACGUGGCAGCAGAUGAUUUUUGGGGAAGCAGGUUUGAGAGAGCAUUUUUUGAUGUUAGGGUGUUCAACCCGUACGCUCCCUCAAACAGGCAACCGCAACUAUCCACAACCUACCGCAAGCACGAAAACAUAAAGAAGAGAGCCUAUGACCAACGAAUCAGAGAUGUAGAAAACUCGACCUUCACUCCCCUCAUCCUGUCAAGUACUGGGGGCCUUGGGCGUGCCGCUACCUCCACCUACAAGAGAUUGGCGUCUCUCCUGUCAACAAAAUGGGAUCAGCCCUACAGCACCACCAUGGGAUGGAUCAGAUGCAGGCUGUCCUUCUCUCUCCUCAGAUCAGCCAUCAUGUGCAUUAGGGGGGCCCGAUCAAGCCAAGGGCACGCCACCAGACAGCCCCCUAUUGACCUAGUGACAAGCGAGUCCCUGGUCCCACCACACCCAUGAACUAACUACACAUGACUUAUUUGCCUGCAUGAUUCCUCGUUAUUAUUAUUAUUCUUUUGUACAUGUAAUU
Halichondria panicea is the source of this 3814-nucleotide messenger RNA. RefSeq lists its product as uncharacterized. The record is from RefSeq and is a predicted model, not a curated record. The transcript has a single exon. NCBI's taxonomy places the organism in Eukaryota, Metazoa, Porifera, Demospongiae, Suberitida, Halichondriidae. Bases 604 to 3744 code for a protein of 1046 amino acids.